This is a messenger RNA of Ochotona princeps (American pika), 2152 nucleotides long. It is a transcript of the gene NPHP1, whose product is annotated as nephrocystin 1. Bases 50 to 2119 code for a protein of 689 amino acids. NCBI's taxonomy places the organism in Eukaryota, Metazoa, Chordata, Mammalia, Lagomorpha, Ochotonidae. Gene Ontology annotation, molecular function: protein binding. The transcript is spliced from 20 exons. Gene Ontology annotation, cellular component: cytoplasm; cilium. Gene Ontology annotation, biological process: protein localization involved in establishment of planar polarity. The record is from RefSeq and is a predicted model, not a curated record.
CCUGCGUUUCCCUGGCGACCGGCGGGCGCUGGACUCGGCGGGCAGCACCAUGCUGGCCAGGCGUCCGCGCGACCCUCUCCAGGCCCUGUGGCGCCGCAACCGGGAGCUGAAGCAGCAGGUUGAUAGUUUGCUUUCUGAGAGUCAAUUGAAAGGAGCAGUAGAACCCAGUAAAAGGAGAGAUAUUUACCAAAGAUGUAUCCAGUUAAAACGGACAAUAGAUGAAAAUAAAAACACACUUCAAAAAUUAAGCAAAGCCGAUGAACUUGCACCUGUCGGGAGCUAUAACCAGAGGAAGGAAGAGGAGCAUGAUCUUUUGGAUAGGCUCACCCACCAACUGCAGGAACUUGCUCUCACCAUAAGCAAAGAAAACAUAGCUGAGAUUGAGGCACUUACAGAGAAAGAGGAAGAUGCCAGCUCUGUUGAGGAAGAGGAGGAGGAGGAGGAAGAAGAAAGUGAAGAAAGUGAUGAAGAAGAAGAAGAAUCAGAGAAGGAGGAGGGAGAGAAGCAGGAGAACGAGCCUGUGCGCCAGGCAACAAGUGAAGGAUACGUUGCCAUUGGAGAUUUUACUGCUCAGCAAGCUGGGGAUCUGACGUUUGAGAAAGGAGAAGUUCUCCAUAUAAUUGAAGAAAAGCCUGAUGGUUGGUGGGUAGCCAGGAAUGCUAAGGGGAAUGAAGGCCUUGUUCCCAGAACCUACCUAGAGCCCUGUAAUAAAGAAGAAGAGGAAGAAGAGGAGGAAGAGUCCAGUGAGGAAAGCAGUGAGGAUGAUGUGGAGGCUGGGGAUGAAGGAAUACAGGGAACCGAAGCCAAGCAGAGGACAGAUUCCCACUGGAGUGCUGUUCGGAAAGCUGUCUCAGAGCAGAUCACCACUGUGGAUGUGUUGACCACCAUGGGAGCCAUUCCCUCUGGAUUCAGGCCUUCCACACUCGCUCAGCUUCUGCAGGAGGGGAAUCAAUUUCAAGCAAGUUACUUCUUACAGCCAGAACUCACGUCAUCACAGCUGGCUUUCAGGGAUCUGAUGUGGGACGCUAAAGCAGGCACUAUUAGGUCCAUCCCAAGUCGCGUGUCCUUGAUCCUGACAUUGUGGAGCUGCAAGAUGAUUCCGCUUCCGGGGACAAGCGUCCAGGUGCUCAGCAGACACGUGCGCCUCUGUGUCUUUGACGGCAGUAAGGUUCUGAGCAACAUUCAUACAGUCAGAGCCACGUGGCAACCGAAAAAACCCAAAACGUGGACAUUUUCUCCCCAGGUGACCGGCAUCCUGCCUUGCUUGCUUGAUGGUGACUGUUUCAUUAGGUCCAAUUCUUCGUCUCCAGACAUUGGCAUACUAUUUGAACUUGGAAUUUCUUAUAUUCGUAAUUCCACUGGUGAAAGAGGAGAGUUAAGUUGUGGCUGGGUGUUUCUGAAGCUCUUUGAUGCCAGUGGCAUUCCUAUUCCAACGAGAACCUAUGAGCUCUUCUUGAACGGCGGCACUCCUUACGAGCAAGGAGUGGAAGUGGAUCCUUCUGUGUCCAGGAGAGCACAUGGUAGUGUCUUCCAUCAGAUGAUGAUGAUGAGACGGCAGCCUCAGCUCCUGGUAAAACUGAGAUCCCUGAACGCAAGAUCAAGAAACGUACUAAGUUUCCUGCCAGAAACGUUGAUUGGAAGUAUGUGUUCCAUACACUUGUUGAUAUUUUAUCGACAAAUUCUUGGAGAUGUACUGCUGAAAGACAGGAUGAGCUUGCAGAGUGCUGAGCUGAUUAGUCAUCCGCUGCUGGCCACCUUCCCCAAGCUCUUGGAGCAGCCUGACGUGAUGGACGCCCUCAGGAGUUCGUGGGCUGAAAAAGAAAAUACAUUUAAAAGAUCAGAGAAGAGAGACAAGGAGUUCCUGAAGUCCAUGUUUCUUCUGGUCUACCAUGACUGCGCAUUCCCUCUGCUCCACUCGACCCUCCUGCCCCCAUUCAAGUGGGCAGAAGAGGAGACCGAGGCCGCCCGCUGGAAGUUCAUCGCCGAUUUCCUGAAGCAGAACCAAGAAAACGAGGGUGCCCUCCAAGCCCUGCUGGCUCCAGCUGGAGUCCACGAACCCUUUGACCUCGCAGAGCAGACCUACGACUUCUUGGGUGAAGUAAGGAAGAAUGUGACAUGACCUGGUUUCCCGCAGGAUGCUUUGCGUCCUCCG